Molecule: messenger RNA, 1575 nt
Organism: Neoarthrinium moseri
Lineage: Eukaryota; Fungi; Ascomycota; Sordariomycetes; Amphisphaeriales; Apiosporaceae
Exons: 3
Coding region: 1-1575 (524 amino acids)
Source: RefSeq, a predicted model, not a curated record
AUGAUGAACGCGUCUAGCGGACCAUUCUAUUCACAAACAGUACCUGCGGACCUUCAAGGUUCGUUAUGGGAUGCAUCAGCAGCAGAAGGUGCACAGAACUUUCACGGAGACUCUGAUUACUCCUUCUCAUUUGGCCACAUCACACCCAGAGGACAUGGACAGGACCCCAGUGAGGAUGAUAUCUCCGGAAAAUGGAUGUCCACAGAGGAAGCCCCAGCGGUUGUCGCAGAGCCUAUGCGACGGAUGAACUCCCGCAGUUCUACAAGCAGCAGUCACAAGCACAGAACUAUCAAGGCCUCUUCACUUAAGAGUCGCCCAAGAAUCUUGUCUACUGUGUCACAAGGAUCUCACAUGUCAAGCUACGACAUGACAGGUAAUGCUCAGAUGGAUGCGUACCUUCUUGAUUCCGAUGCCCACUCUGUUUCAUCACAGAUGUUCUAUCCCACACUCCCCAUGGGUGUCGGUAUGUCUGAUGGUCUCUCAUACACUUCGGACGUGGUAACGUCUGGUCUUUCCCAGCAGCACAUGGAUCCUACUCAGCUGCGACUGGACUUUGAUCCAAGUUUGACAGGUAACUCUCCAAGUGCGUCCUGGAGCGGUUCUCUCAGCCCCAUUGAAUCUCGGAUUUCUUCCCCUGCACUUCCCGAGGAAUCAUCAUGGAACCAUGUCCCAGUGGGAUCCCUGUCUCAGGGCAGCACCUCAUCCCAUGCAAUGGGCUUCCACUCUCCCAGCCUCAGCCACCAAGGAAACGGCCUAGUUAUGACAGACGACAUCUACGGAAAUGACCUGCUGGAGAGUGCACUUAUGCCCCCUGCUUUCACUCGCCGAUCCAGCGGCGAUGGUGAAUCUACUGCCCGGGACCAUCCUCUGUACAAGAACGCUAUGCCCAAGGCUGAUGGACUUUUCCACUGCCCAUGGGAGGGUGAUGCUUCCUGCAACCACAAGCCCGAGAAGCUCAAGUGCAACUACGACAAAUUCGUCGACUCGCACUUGAAGCCAUACCGCUGCAAGGUUGAAUCCUGCGAAAAUGCCCGAUUCUCUUCGACUGCCUGCCUCUUGAGACACGAACGCGAAGCUCAUGCCAUGCACGGCCAUGGAGACAAGCCUUACCUUUGCACCUAUGAAGGAUGUGACCGUGCCGUUCCUGGAUGUGGAUUCCCCCGCAACUGGAACCUGAGGGACCACAUGCGUCGUGUUCACAAUGAUAACGGGCAGUCGCUAUCCAUGGCCUCUGGCUCCCACUCUUCCAGCCGCGGAUCGCACUCCUCGUCUAAGGGGCGGAAGCGCAAGAGCAAGGACUCUGAGACCUCUGGCCGGAAGUCGUCAUCCAAGGCCGCAGAUGAGGCCGCUGCUGCUGCCGCCAGGGCUGCUGAGCAACCGCUUAUCGAGCAGUGGUGGGACCACCGCAACGCAUUGCAAUCUUACCUCCAACGCUUUGACAACCCCGUCGCAUUCGAAGUCCUGGAGCACUCCGGCGAGGCUGGUGAGCACUUCGCCGCCAUGGAGAAGAUCUCGCGCAAGCUCAAGAAGUCGCGCGACCCACACCGCCGAUCUUACUUGCACCACUCUGGCUGA